AUGAGCCUGAAACAAAAAGAUUUCUUCUUAAACAUGUAUUCAAAAGCUGGAAAAUCAAGCUCCUAAAUAUAUGCACAUCUUAUAGGAAGAACAAGCAAAUCAUACUCUAUAUAAAAAAUAUGUAAUCCUUAAUUCAUAACAAUAACACCUAAUAAACUAACUAAAAAAUCAUUAAAAUAAUAACCUUUCAGUUAGGGUUUGUCUAGAGAAUAUCUAAAUAAAUUAUAGAAUAAAGGAAAUACUAAUUAAUCAAUUUGUAUUUAUAAUCCAAAAUAUUCUGCUAUAUAAAAGUAAACAAUUUAUCUAUUAAGAAAGUCUGAUUUAGGUGGUAAAUUUGUAGUUGAACAUAAGAUUACUAUAAAGUAAGAAAACGAUUCUUAUACUUCUAUUGAUUUAAGUAAUAUAAAAUCUAAAAGAACAAAAGGAUAUGUAGAUCUAAAGAGAUAGUUAUCAAGAUAGCAAUACUAUCGAUAACAAAAUAAUUCAAAAAAUAGUAAAUUGAAUUAAUUUUUAUCAAUUAAUACUAAUUCAAUAAGAGAAUAAAAUUAAUAUUCUAUCAAAUUUAAAAGAUCUAGAAGUGUUGAAAUCAAAGGAUCUAGAAAUUCAUUAAAUAAAAAAUAAAUUAAAUGCUUUUAAUCAUUUUAUGAUUCCGAAAAUGAAGAAAGAAAGAUAAAGUUAUUUUCAGCUAAUUUUGAGAAGUAAGGAGUCAGGAAUUCCUUAAUGAGUAAAUCUGUUGGUUUAAGAGAUUAAUCAAUUUAUUAAUAUGAUCAAUUUUCAAAUACAAAUACAAAUACAAAUUCAAUUAUUCGUCCAAUUACUACAAAAAAAAUUAAUAUUUUUAAGAAAUUAUUAUAAAAAACAUAUAGAGAUUAAUAAAGUAUGCCUAAUACUAACAAAAGAAGAUUUUAGAUAAAAGCAGUUAAUUAAAAAUUAUUAGAAUUUAAUUCAUUAACAAAAUGA
Paramecium primaurelia is the source of this 960-nucleotide messenger RNA. Lineage: Eukaryota; Ciliophora; Oligohymenophorea; Peniculida; Parameciidae. The record is from the annotation of a GenBank genome assembly.